Molecule: messenger RNA, 4233 nt
Organism: Histoplasma capsulatum G186AR
Lineage: Eukaryota; Fungi; Ascomycota; Eurotiomycetes; Onygenales; Ajellomycetaceae
Exons: 3
Coding region: 1-4233 (1410 amino acids)
Source: RefSeq, a predicted model, not a curated record
AUGUUCCGUCGCAAAAGAUCCUCUGCACAUGCGCCCUUAAAUUCCAAUCCGUCACCAUCUGCCCAGACCGCUGCUGCUCAAGCCUUCAGAGCGUCCCAAGCCAAUGCCGCAUUAUCUACAGCCGCAGCGGCAGCAGCCCUUCGCACACAUACACCUACCCCCACCUCCGUCGAGAACGUCCAGACAAAACCUGGCUCUAGUGAGAGAGAUAUUAGCCCUGUCCCUCCGAUUCCCCAGAGCUUUCUUGCCCAUCAGCGAGCCGUUAGCCUGGAGUCGUCCUCUCGCGCGCGUUCAAGUCGAUCACCUGAUCUACGAAAGCCCAGUUCCCCUCGCUCCCCUCGAGUUUUGAGUAGUCUUCCAGAGCUGGAAAGGCAGGACAGCCGGAGCUCGAUCAACUUUUCCUACCCCACACACGCUCGUCCAAAUUCCCCACCCCAAUCUCCAAUUCAAAAGCUUGCCGCGAAACCUCUAGUUUCUGAUGAUGAUGGAAUGGGCCCGGAUGAAGAACUUUCUCAAAACCAUAUUGUUGCUCGAUCAUCCAAAUCUACGACGACUCCUAUAACUGCAGCUGUCAAGGAAGCCCAGUCAUAUCCAGAUUUGAGUGCUUUUCAUACAGAACAUGACGAAUCGAAGAGGUCCAGGAUUGGAGCUGCUCAUGCAAUCACUGAAACCGAGGCAAGCACUUCUCCUGAAGAGCAAGACCCUGCACACUCCCAUCAUAUGCCCUCCACUGUACACGGGGAAGACACCGAGCAGGACCGUCAUCCUUCCCCCAAAUCAAGCCAAACGAAAGCGCGAACCGUUCAACAAUAUGGUAACCGAGAAGCUGAAACCAAGGAACAACAGAUAACGGAUCCAUCAGAAGUACAUGAUCCCAAAACUAAUCAAACCGACCAAUCCACUGACUCGGGGAGUUUACCCGAAUUUAAAUACUCAGAUAAUCCUAAAGCAGAUGUCGAAAACGAUAAAACAUCUAUGCCAACUGGCUUUACAGUCGAUACCCUGCCAUCUACAGAUUUUGGCUCUACUUCACAUACUCCUUUAGAGGCUCUAUCCAUUGGCCACGCGCACGACACAGUCAGUGCUAGCACCGAAGGUAGAAAUAACGAAAGACCUCAUUCAAUCAGCCCGACUCGUACCACACACUUUUCUAGCCAUCUUGCUGUUUCCCUUAGCGGCGAAAGACUUCAUGACCCUCCUCCACGGUCAAUGUCUCCUGCGAAAUCAGCCUUAAAACACCCAACUCCUCAAUCUAGCCUAGGCAAUCACAAUUCGAAUAACUGGUCUAAAUCGCUUCAAGCACAGAGUGAAUCUCCUGAUGGCACAUCGGUUGAAUCAGAUGAUGGCCAAAGGGAUGGGAACAAAAAACGCACCCCUAAGGUGAGCUUCGAAGAUGAGCCGGAGGUAGUAGGGGCUUCUGCCACUGCUUCAAUUUCUCAAGGGCCGGGGUCACCCAUUUCCUCAAGCCCUCUAUGGGGUUCAGGAUCAAAGAAUUCAAGUCUUGCAAGGAAUGGCUACCGAUUUAACACCAGGAAUGGGAAUGAUGAGGAUGCGUUCAACGAAGUCAUGAAACCUCGUCCGGCACUUCCUUCUUUUGGCAGUAUUCGUGGAAGGAGAUGGUUGAUCGAGGAUCAUGAUAGGCGGCAGGUUCACGACAAACCUUCGUCACCGAGGACAUCAGCUAGUGGCAAUGCAUUCGGCGAAAUAUUACACCAGAGCAAGCAUUCCCGGCCCCAAGAUACCAACCCCUUCGUCCCUGGUAACCCGAUCCCCCCAGAAGUCACGUCAGUUGAAGGGACUGGUUACGAUUCCCCAUCUGAAACGAGUUCAUCCAGCGAGGACUUGGAGGAUCCGGACGAUUAUGCCCAUCCGGGAGAUAUUACUAGCUCCCCUCCAUCGGAGGUACAAAAAGCCUCGAGCGAGAGCCUUGAUGUUGGGGGAAAAGCUGUUAGAGAGCGAUGGCAGAGUGAAAAUAUACCUAUUAUCUCAAUUCAUCCAGCUACUCCUGCUCUUGCGGAGGAAAAUAUUAGUGGAGAGUGGGCCAGGAUGCCAGGAUGGUUUCCAUCUCCAAUGGUUCUUCCAGAACACGAAAUGCGCCAAAACAUUGAUAAUACACGCCAACCAGGACCAGUAAUCCCUGAUUCCACCUCCGAUGCAAGGAUCUCUUCGAUUCCAUACGUGGAUGGUGAUGAAUCCGAUUCAAGUGAAAGUGUUUACAGUGAUGCAGCUGAAAAUUUAUCAGAUCUUGAAGGUGAUGGUUUUGGUUCUAUAAACGCGAUAGUUGACAGCCCUGUCUCUCACGUUUCUAGCUAUUCCCAUACACCUCCCCCGGACAGCCCAACAAACUCCAAAGUUGAUAAAAAGUGGUCAUCCGAUAUUUCAUUGCGUUUCAAUGAGCCUCGAACUUCUUCGCCACUGGGGUCAGUUUAUACAAGCACUCCUUUACCUGUUGUUGAGGAAAGGGUUUCGACUUCGACAGUGUCGAGCAACAAGAAUGGGAAUACAGAGGAUGGUGGAAGCUUGCACAACAUCACAAAUCAGCAGCUCCACCCAAAGUCCGGCCUACAUGAACUGACCUCCACAAGUUUAAGCGGUGCGGCGGUCGCAUCAGCUGAAGCUAGCCCAACGGACUCCGGUAAUGUUGCGCCAAAUGGGCAACAAACUUAUAGGUCGGUGGCAAAUAACCACAAUGCUGCCAAGCAAAAGAAACCACGGUCAAGCAAGCCCUCCAAGCGAACUCCAGGUGAUAAGGCAAGCUCCCAUGAUAAAGGACUCACUUCACAAAAAGGAAAUGACUCAUUUUCCACGAAAAAUCCAAUUGAAAAUGGCCAUUCUACUUCAGGUGCUGCGCCUGGAUCGGAUUUCGGAUUCGCUUCAAAAGGCCUCGCGCAAUCUACGGCAUAUGAUAGCGAUUCUUCAAGCAGCUUCAAGCGUGUCAGACGUUCACCACGGGGUGCCACACGUUAUACCUUGAAACGCACGCUGAGGGGUCCCUCUGACGCCCGGCCAUAUUCCUCUGGUGGGUAUUCUAUCGGCAUUGGUGGUCGUUCAACUUUGCCCACCAGCCAGCAGAGACCGUUUUCUUCAGAUCACAACUUGCCAAUUCGGACGACGCUACGCGGGCUAAAAGGCGGAUUGGACACCAAAUCUUCAUUUGCCAACUUUGGAAGGUCGUCGAAACCCAAGAGAGCUCCAUCUGGGUUGAACACAGGAGCUAAAUCCAAAUUUUCGUUUUCACACAGUAAUGAUGAUGACGUCGGGUUUUCUCCUCCUUUCCGUAGCCGCUAUGAAGAUUCGAGUGACGAUGAUGUAGUUCCCAUGAGCUUCAGUCCUGUUCGCGGUAUCCCCAAACGAAAGGAUGGUGUUGACGGGGAUUCUACAGAUCUCGAGGAUAGCUCCGACGAAGAAAUACCAAAAAGAGUGCUAAGGCGUCCUGACCCUCGCCGCCUGUCUAUCAUACCAAGCAUGGGCCAGCCGAAACCGGUCCCUAGCCUUGACACUAUAACAAAUGGCACCAGAGCUACAGAUGCCACUGAUGAACCCACCAGUGUCAUUCCAAAUGAACCUGGAGCGUUUUUCCCCCAACUUCCUAAGAGGCAAGGAAGUAUUUUUAGCAGGCUUGGUCGCUCAAAAUAUAGGGGUAGUGAUGAUACGAAAAUCCGAAAGUCCGAGCUGGAUAGCGCUGCGAGACGUGAUAGCCCGCUUGAACGCUCCCAUUUCGAGCUCUGGCGGAAUAGGGGUUCAAGAUCGUCAAGGAACGGCCGCAGCAAUUCACCUUCAUCCGGUGCUAAAACAAACGACCCUCAUUCUCAAAAAGAGGCCGCUGUGGAAAAAGGUCCUGUCCAACUAGUGGGAUCAGGUUCAUGGCCUUUGAGCUCCCAUACGAACUCUCCUGUUGCCAUAGGCAGCCCCAUUUCACCCAUUCCUGAAAAAGGAGAAUCAGAUACAGAACGUCCAAAUACUGCUAACAACAUCGCGACAAAUAACGGCACCACCACCUCCUGCGUCUCAAUUUCGGGCCCACCUCUACUAGCGACACCGGGGUCGUCAUCCAACUGGACAUCUCGUUUCCGCCCACGAUUGCACAAUCGACGCGGUACGAACAGUAGUACCAUUAGCGAGGACUCAUCCGGUUCCUCAAAGCCGGAUGCAGGUCUUGGACUGGACGAAAAGAAAAAUAGGAAGAAGCUUUCGCUUCUCAAAAAAGCGUUCGGAAUAAGUUCAACAGACUGA